CAGGAGGAUGCCAGCGGUGGGGCGGGCUCCCUGGCUGCUUCGUAGUGCCUGCCAUCCAGGCUGCAGAGUGCUCAGCGACACCCAGAAGCUGGGCGCCCUCGAGCCUGCCCUGCCCACUGGUACCUAGCCACAGAGUGAGGAAACCCGCAAACGAGUUGGGAAAUAUUACGGGCGACCUUACCGCCGUCAGCACCAUGGACAACGCACGCGGACAGCCCUGGGCGCGUCUGGACGCCGCUGGCUUCUGGCAGAUCUGGCAGCGCUUCGACAAGGAAGAAAAAGGCUACAUAAGAGAGACAGAGCUGGAUGCCUUCUUUGACCAUUUGCUGGCAAAAUCUGGUGCUGAGGACACUCUUAUGGAAGAAAAUGUGCAGAGGGUGAAGCAACAGUUAAAGACUGUCCACAGUGUCUCUAAAGAAGGCGGCAUUCGCAUGCAAGAGCUUGCCAGUAUGUUCUUAUCUGAGGAUGAACAUUUCCUCCUGUUCUUUCGCCUGGAAACUCCCUUGGAUAACAGCGUGGAGUUCAUGCAGAUUUGGCGCAAAUAUGACGCAGACAGCAGCGGCUUCAUAUCAGCUGCCGAGCUUUGCAACUUUCUCCGGGAUCUUUUCCUCCACCACAAAAAGGCUAUUUCCGAGGCUGAACUGGAAGAGUACACCAGUACCAUGAUGAAGAUCUUUGACAAAAACAAAGAUGGCCGUUUGGAUCUUAAUGACUUGGCAAGGAUUCUGGCUCUUCAGGAAAACUUCCUUCUCCAAUUUAAAAUGGAUGCUUCUUCUACAGAAGAGAGGAAGAGGGACUUUGAGAAAAUCUUUGCCCAUUAUGAUGUUAGUAAAACUGGAGCCCUGGAAGGCCCCGAGGUGGAUGGAUUUGUCAAAGACAUGAUGGAGCUGGUCCAGCCCAGCAUCAGCGGUGUGGAUCUUGAUAAGUUCCGGGAGAUUCUGCUUCGCCAUUGUGAUGUGAACAAGGAUGGAAAGAUCCAGAAGUCUGAGCUGGCACUGUGUCUGGGGCUGAAAAUGAACCCCUGAUCCCCGGCUGCUCUGCUCUCUGCUUACGUGUCUGUGCUCUUGCCAUGAGAAAUGUGUUUGUGCUUUGCUCUCGGGGACCCAGUCAGCAAACCUUCUCACUGAUGGGCAGAGGGAGGGACCCUAAGGUACUGCUUCCAGAGGCAGCCAUGAUCCUGCCCCACGAGAAGCCCCCAUGCAGCUUCUUCUGUCUUCUCUCCUUGACCUUGGCCUGUCUCCUCUAGAGCCUCAGUUUACCUGCUGGUCUUGCUCUGCUCCACUGCCCCCUUCACCUGGUGGAUAGGGGUAGCCUAAGCUACCUGUUUGCCCUUGAGCUUUCUACUCAGAGUAUCACCUGUGCUCUGCUGUCACCUCUACAAGUAUGUCUUCAUGUGGAAGUAACUCUGUAGUCAAGAAUAAAGAUGUGUUUGAGUCAGAA
Onychomys torridus (southern grasshopper mouse) is the source of this 1440-nucleotide messenger RNA. It is a transcript of the gene Scgn, whose product is annotated as secretagogin, EF-hand calcium binding protein. Lineage: Eukaryota; Metazoa; Chordata; Mammalia; Rodentia; Cricetidae. Gene Ontology annotation, cellular component: dendrite; synapse; terminal bouton. The record is from RefSeq and is a predicted model, not a curated record. The transcript has 11 exons. The coding region runs from base 195 to 1025 and encodes 276 amino acids. Gene Ontology annotation, molecular function: calcium ion binding. Gene Ontology annotation, biological process: regulation of long-term synaptic potentiation; regulation of presynaptic cytosolic calcium ion concentration.